Molecule: messenger RNA, 469 nt
Organism: Rhinichthys klamathensis goyatoka
Lineage: Eukaryota; Metazoa; Chordata; Actinopteri; Cypriniformes; Leuciscidae
Product: cystatin-like
Exons: 3
Coding region: 38-430 (130 amino acids)
Molecular function (GO): cysteine-type endopeptidase inhibitor activity
Source: RefSeq, a predicted model, not a curated record
AUCAAAAACAGCCCGAGUCAAUUAAUACAGCUUAAACAUGUAUUUUAAGAUGAUUGUGGCGUUUCUGGCGGUGAUGUUGGGCGUGGCGAGCGCUGGGCUGGUUGGAGGUCCUAUAGAUGCAGACAUGAACGACGACGGAGCUCAGAAUGCGUUACAGUUUGCAAAGGCCCAGUUCAACAAUCAUUGCUUUAAUGAUUCGUUUGUGCUUCAGAUUCGCGAAGUCGUCAAGGUUCAAAAACAAGUUGUCUCGGGCCUGAAAUACAUCUUCACUGUGAAAGUGGCCAGAACAUCUUGCAGGAAGGGUGGAGUUGAGACCCUGUGUGCCGUUCAUAAGGACCCUGCUGUUGCAGACGUCACUCAAUGCAAAAUAGCAGUCUGGAGCCAGCCAUGGUUAAAAUCAAUUACAGUAGUUGAAAACACCUGCAUGUAGAGCAUGUUUCUAGUGCAGUUUGAGGCUUUUUAACAAUCA